Molecule: messenger RNA, 4324 nt
Organism: Daphnia carinata
Lineage: Eukaryota; Metazoa; Arthropoda; Branchiopoda; Diplostraca; Daphniidae
Gene: L
Product: zinc finger protein 423-like
Exons: 6
Coding region: 481-4095 (1204 amino acids)
Biological process (GO): regulation of transcription by RNA polymerase II
Cellular component (GO): nucleus
Molecular function (GO): RNA polymerase II transcription regulatory region sequence-specific DNA binding; DNA-binding transcription factor activity, RNA polymerase II-specific
Source: RefSeq, a predicted model, not a curated record
GACGGAACAUAGAAGAGACCACAAGACGACUCAACUCGGUCGAGUCAACACGUACCGUGAAAAACGCCAGUUAUUUUUGCUAGACGCUCGAUUGGCUUUUUUUUUGUUUUUUUUUCAUCUCGAGUUACACGACAUCUGUUUUUCUUCCCCGACUUGGUUCCAGUGUGUUUGUGUUGUUUUUUUUUGUUUUUUUUCAACGACAACAUCUUUCGGCUUCAACUGUACGAUUCCAAAGGAUUAUUUGACACCUUCCACACUCGGAGGAAAAAAUAUUUGAAAUUAUUCGCUCCCGAAAAGAGCUCAAUUAGCCAACCACUUGUGUUAGUGUGCACGGCUAUUUACAAAUCAAGUGGACACGGUGUUUCUGACUAAUCGUUUUUUUUUUUUUUUUCUUUCGAUUUGUGAAGUGGUUUUCGUUUGUUUCUCUGUUUUACUCGUGAAUUUAUUGUCGAAUUGCUUCGACGAGAGGAAUUCGAUAAGAUGCCGCCUACCGACGGCCAAGUUGUCCUGUCGGCGGCUGCGACCAGCACCAGCGGCACACCUGGCGAUUCGAACGCCGCAUUAGCCGCCAACUCUGCCCUUUCCGUCCCGUUCACCUGCAAUUUCUGCCAGCGAUCAUUUCCGCGGUUAUCUCUCCUUAAAAAACACGAACAGGCUCACAGCGAUGAGAUGCCCUUCCGCUGUGAUUUCUGCUUGCGACUGUUCAAGCACAAAAGAUCUCGUGAUCGUCACGUCAAACUCCACACGGGCGAUAAAAAAUAUCGCUGCCAACACUGCGAGGCCGCCUUUUCACGAAGUGAUCAUUUAAAGAUCCACGUCAAGACGCACGAUACCCGCAAGCCGUUCCAGUGCAGCGUUUGCCAGCGGGGCUACAGCACGGCGGCCGCAUUGACGUCGCACAUGCUCAACCAUCGGCGCGAAUCCGGCUCCCGUUGCGGAUCGCUUUGCUCGUCCAGUUCCAGCGUUUCGUCUGUUUCGGUAGCUUCAACCACCUGCUCGUCUGCCACAUCGAAUCACGGCCGCAGCGCAUCAUCCAACGCGUCGACGCCUUGUCCGACAUCGUUGCCGUCAUCGUCACCUGUUUCACCACCACCCACGCCAACAAACGACGCUCCAAUCGUUCGAACGAUGAGCCCAUCGACGGCUAUUAAACAACAUCCGCCUCCAUCGUCCGUCACUCCGCCCAUGGAACUGCCCAACAGUCCAGCCAGUCCGCCCAUUUCGCAGUACCAGAAUCAGCCGCAAACAUCACCGGAAAUGGAUAAGUCGAGUGUAAUCCGACCGGCUUUGCAACUUGCGGUUUCAGAAAUGGCCAGUCCCUUGCCGAAAUCAGACGCGGUGGUCAAAGAGGACGAGAAGGUGGCCACUGCCAAAGUUUCACCUAUCGCCCUCCAGUGCCCUUACUGUGCUAAAGAAUCUUUUUCUUCAUUGGCCGCGCUCAGCCUUCACGUCCAAACUCUUCACGGGCCCUUGAGUCGUCGUGAUGGCCAACAUGGCGGCGCUGAUGGCGGACAACAAGGACUACUUUACGCUUGCCAGUUAUGCACGUUGCGAUUCGGCAAUUUGCCCGCUUUGCAGCAACACACUUUAUCGGCUCAUAGUCUGGCUGAUCUUCUACAACUUUAUUGUCCAGCACCGGCGGCCAAAAUGGGAUCACCUACUGACCAGUGUGACGCGCAAAACUUCCCCACCGAUCUGAGUUGUCCCAAGAAGCGGAAUGAAGUGGAAGAAGAAACGGAAGGCCGCUUUUCUUGCCCGCAAUGCCCGUCCGAAUUCAAACAGUCGGAAACGGAAGCGUUCCAGUCACACGUGGCUGGACAUUUAGUUUGCAGCUGGAACGAGUACGGUUGCUCCUCCUGCGUCAAGAGUUUUCCGACGCCGGACGAGCUCCAGAAACACUUGCUGGACAUGCACGCCCACCAUCUCUAUCGUUGCGCUCUUUGCAAGGAAACGUUCGACUCGAAAGUCUCAAUCCAGGUCCAUCUGGCCGUCCAGCAUAGUAGCGAAUCGAAACUCUACCGUUGCACCGGCUGUCCGCCAACGGAUGAAGCGCCUUCCGUGUUCCGCACAGAAGCGGAGUUCAACACCCACGUCGUGGUGGCCCACACGUCACGAAUUCCGCCUGUUAAGCAACAACCUGUUGCCCUGCUCAAAUGUCCACUUUGCCCGCAGUCCUUCGCCGUCGAAUUCUUGCUGGAACGGCACAUGCAUCUAACUCAUCAAGGUCGUGGAUUACCUUUAAUCGAAGCACCGUUGGCGGCCAUAACUAGCGAGAAUUCGACUCCGGCCAAAGUGGAAAAGACGGACAAAUCGGAAAAUAACUCGACAACGUCCACUGUGCUGAACUUGAGCCUCAAUUGCGCUUAUUGCGGCGAAACGUGCAAAUCGAGAUCGGAGCUGGAGGCUCACAUGAAGAAUGCCCAUCAUCCGCCAAGUAGCACUGGCCCGUCUAGCUCUAACUUACUGCCAUCACCGGCUGCAAAUGGCCGAAUGAAAUGCAACAUUUGCGAUGAGAUUUUUCCGACGGCUUCAGUCUUGGCCGAACACAAGCUGUCUCACUGCAAAGUGUCGGGCGCUGCCGUUUGCGCCCAGUGCCGCGUCCCUUUGCCGACCGAGGAAGCCUAUUACGCCCAUCUGCAAUCGCCUCCGCACGGCCCCAGCACAUCACCUCCGUUGACCUGCUUGGUUUGCCGACAGACGCUCAACUUACCCUUGGAAGUCGGUUUGCAUGCUCGCUUCCACGCUGCCGGACGGUCAGCCGGACCUCCGCAACCAGAACCAUCCCUGUAUCCGUGUUCCUUCUGCCACCGUCAUCUGGAGUCUGCCAACUUGAUUGCCAAUGGCAUGGCUUUAAACGGCCAUCAGACUUACAUUUGCAAAGACUGUCUUCAUGCCCACAAUCAGAUGAUGGUCCACCAACAAACGGCCCUCUUUCCAGCUGUACCGCAACCGACGCCUAGGAGCUAUCAGUGCAUCAAGUGUCAGGAGAUUUUCGCCACCGAAGCCGAGAUCCAAUCUCACGUGGCCAGCCACUUGCUGUCGGAGGGAUGUUUGCAUCCUUGCCGCCUUUGCGCCCGCCAAUUCGACACGCCGCUCAAAUUGCAGGCCCAUCUAAUUGAGCACACUUUCGCCGGCUGCCCAGCUUUCGCCUGCUAUUUGUGCGGAUGCCUCUUCACCGCCGCCGUCAAUUUGCAACGCCACAUGUUCGACCAGCAUGGCGGCGCCGCCGGAUUGAGACCAUACGACUGCUCGCGCUGUCAUCUCAAGUUCUUCUUCCGGGCCGAAUUGGAGAAUCAUUUGCUCAGUCACAAUGAACCGCUACCUUCCAGCGGAUCGGCACAACAUCCGUCGGCAAUGGAACAGGAUAAAGCGACGGACGUGCCGGAAGAAUCGCGGAGUUUCAACGACGAAGAAGAGGAAGAAUUGAAUGACGAGGAUGACAACAUCUCGGUGACAUCUUCGUCGCACGCAUCCGAAAUCACGCUGUCGGAUGCGCAGAAAGCGGCCAAUGCCGUGCCGGAAGAGAUUUCGGAAGAGAGGAAUGGCAAAGAUUCCGAGAUGUCCGACAGCUCAGAUUCUUCUUCUCUCUUUUCAUCAGCUUGUUCCAGUUCAUCCUCUGUGACGCGGAAAGAGCAACCGGAAUCUUCAGCAACGAGUCCAUUCCGGUGCGACCGAUGCGAUCAAUCGUUUCCGUGCCUCAGCAACCUGCAAGGCCACGUCCGCAUCCACACGCAAAGCCGGCGAUUUACAUGUCCAGAGGCCAGCUGUGGAAAAGAAUUCGCAUUGCGACGAAAUCUCCAUAUUCACAUGCGUUCGCAUACCGGAGACAGGCCCUACUCAUGUCCAGUCUGUCCGAAAAGAUUCGCUCGAAAGGAGAACCGAAAAGCUCAUCUGAAGCUGCACAGCGGGGUCAAACCGUUCCGCUGUACCGUCUGCUCCAAGACUUUCGCCCGCAAGAGCCAUUUAAGCGAACACGGACGGACUCAUUCCUCUUCAGCCGAUCAUUCAACGUCAGUUAACAGUAGUGCCAAAAUGCCUGUUGCGGCCGCAGAAGCGAACGGGACUGCCACGGAAUACUCCGUUGAUAUCAACUAGCCAAAAAAAAAAAAAAAUGUUUUGCUUACAUAUAUUUAUGUGAGGGUUCGUUUUUUAGAUUACUCUAAUAAUCUUGAAUGAAUUUCGGUUUAUGUAAUAAUAGUUUUCGUUUAUAUUGCUCACUGUGUGUCGGUUAAAGUUUGAACAAGAUUGAUUUUCUGUUAAGCCCAUUUUGUUGUUACUAUUGUAGAGGGAGACGGAUAAUUAAAUAACAAUUGAGAACAUGAAA